UGGCGUCAAAACAACGGCACAAGGUAGGGGAUGGGGCAAAGGUGCGAGUAUAAAACGCGUCGCCUUUGCGUCUCAUUCGCGUUCUCUGACAACAGCAGACGGCCUACCAGAGAGGAUCAACAGAUCGAGGUUAUCUUCAGUGAACAGAGAAACAUCCCUACAAUGUCAGACAAGGUUUACAAAAAGACCAGUGGAAAUGGCCAGCUCACUCUCUACCUGGGAAAGAGAGACUAUGUUGAUCAUAUUGACGCUGUGGAUGCUGUUGAUGGUGUACUGAAAAUUGACCCUACAGACCUUGGGGACAGAAAAGUCUGGGUACAGCUCGCCUGUGCCUUCCGUUACGGUCGUGAUGAUCUGGACGUGAUCGGACUCUCCUUCAGAAAAGACAUCUGGAUUCAGCACAUACAGUUGUAUCCUGAUGCAGGACACAAACCCACAUUAACAGAGAUGCAUGAUACUCUCCUAAAGAAAGCUGGAGAACAGGCUCAUGCCUUUACUUUUAAUAUUCCAACCAAUCUUCCCUGCUCUGUAACCCUUCAACCUGGCCCGGAUGACAAAGGAAAGGCUUGCGGUGUGGACUUUGAGGUCAAAGCUUACUUGGCCAAAGCAGCUGAAGACCCUGAUGAGAAAAUUGACAAGAAGGACACUUGUCGCCUUGUCAUUCGUAAGAUCCAGUUUGCUCCUAAUAACACAGGAUCUGGGCAGAAGGCUGAACUCUGCAAGAGCUUCAUGAUGUCUGAUAAGCCUGUACUUCUGGAGGCGUCUUUGGACAAGGAUAUUUACUACCACGGUGAUCCCAUCCCUAUCAAAGUUAAUGUCAAGAACGAGACCAACAAAGUUGUGAAAAAAAUCAAGGUUACAGUUGACCAAACCACAGACGUCGUUCUCUAUUCAGCUGACAAAUACACCAAAAAUGUGCUGUGUGAAGAGUUUUCGGAAACCAUAGAAGGCAAUGCCAAUUUUGAAAACACCCUCACAAUAACUCCUUUGCUGGCAAACAAUAAGGAGAAACGUGGCCUGGCGCUGGACGGCAGGCUUAAGGACGAGGACACAAAUUUGGCUUCUACCACCAUUAUAAGACCAGGGAUGGAUAAGGAGAUGUUGGGAAUCCUAGUGUCCUACAAGAUCAAAGUGAACCUCAUGGUCUCAGGUGGAGGUUUGCUGGGAGGUCUGACAGCAAGUGAUGUCACAGUAGAGCUCCCUUUGACCCUGAUGCACCCCAAACCCACAGAAUGAACAUAUGUAGGACUCCACAGGACUGAUGUUCCUCUUACACACAUUCCCUCAGCACUUUGGAAAAGUUGCAUGGCCCACCCAGAAGCCAUUCAGAUGUAUCAGACAAUAAUAAGAGUCACAACCACAAUUGAAGAAAUCACAUUAGUAUCACCUCACAAAGUCUCUGGGUCAUACUGAUGGUAACACCAUGAAACAGUUUUAAAAAUUAAUGCAGGGUUUCUCAAACUCGUUGCUGAAAAACAUUUCAUUGUUUACUUUCAAUCAAAACAUUAAAUGUAAAUAAAUAAUGUUAUAAAAUCAAAAAUUCAAAUAAAACAGCUACUAAGGCUAGCUUGAACUCGUGCAAAAGGCCAAAAAAGAAAACUGAAAACUUGUGCAAAAAAAAGUUUCAAAAUUACCAGAAAAAGGUCCAAUAACUGGUAAUAAAAAAACAACUAUAUAAAAUACAACUGAUAAAACUUUUUUAAAGUUUUUAUUAAAAUGUAAACAUGCAAAUGCUACUAAAUUUGGUUGAAAUAUUAACUUGAAAAUAUCUUCGGCUGACCAUAUAGUUUGAAAACUCCUGCAUUAAUGUAACUGAAAGCAUAUGUAUUGUAUGGGUGAAUGGUUGGCCUGAGGGUCUGAGUUCAGGAAUAUCAUGCAUCUUUUGUAAGAGUCCUUCCCAUGGUCCAUUAUCUUAUAAAUUAACUCAUAGGUUCCUAAAUGUGUGUCUGAGUGAUUCAUUUCCAAAUGUAUGGAGGUACACUAUAUGUAUGGUUGUAUUUACUUGUGUAGAGUCAUUUAAACUAGCACAAUUACAGUGAGGUGAUGUUUGUCGUGUAAUGUUUGCUUUGUCAUGUUUGAAAAUUUGAACCAAAUAAAAUACCUCUAAAAGAUAUGAUAA
Molecule: messenger RNA, 2119 nt
Organism: Misgurnus anguillicaudatus (oriental weatherfish)
Lineage: Eukaryota; Metazoa; Chordata; Actinopteri; Cypriniformes; Cobitidae
Gene: arr3a
Product: arrestin 3a, retinal (X-arrestin)
Biological process (GO): signal transduction; G protein-coupled receptor internalization; visual perception
Molecular function (GO): G protein-coupled receptor binding
Source: RefSeq, a predicted model, not a curated record